Gilbertella persicaria is the source of this 783-nucleotide messenger RNA. RefSeq lists its product as uncharacterized. The coding region runs from base 1 to 783 and encodes 260 amino acids. The transcript has 2 exons. NCBI's taxonomy places the organism in Eukaryota, Fungi, Mucoromycota, Mucoromycetes, Mucorales, Choanephoraceae. The record is from RefSeq and is a predicted model, not a curated record.
AUGCAAGUAGCGACAAAUUACGCUAAAAAGAAAGUACUCGGACAAGCAGCAAAUAGGAUCCACAGCAACAAGCCUUCAUUUGAAACAGAUCCUGAAGUCUUGGCUGCUGCUCAAGAUAUUGCUUCAAAAAAGAAGCAACAUUGGUAUAGCAAAAAAGUAGUUGCUACUCCUGACUUGAUUUUGAAUGAACGAGACAGAAAACUGCUAUACAAAGUCAAAAACCGUGCCUGGUAUCUCGAUAAAGGAGUUCAUUGUUGCUGCUUUAAUGUUGGUUUAGAUGGCCUUGUAGGCUUGAUUCCCGGUAUUGGUGACUUCAUUGGUGUUUAUUUCUCACUUCAGUUAAUUAGAACAGCGUGUAAAGCUGAUCUACCAAAGUGGUUGAUUGGGAAAAUGAUGGCAAACGUCAUGCUUGAUUUUAUGGUUGGUUUAACGCCUAUUGCUGGUGAUAUUUUGGACAUUUUAUUUAAAUGUAACUGGAGAAAUGCAAUGCUUUUUGAGGAAUACUUGAUUACGAGACGAAUGGACGAAAUACGAGUUGAAAAAGGACUUGAUGUUACACUAAACGAUGAUCACUCAGUUACGCUUGAAGGUGAAGGGCCUUCUUCGACUGGUAACACCAGCCAUCCGGCACCGCCUAAAAGCAGUAAACUAGCACUACAUCAUCAUGACAAUACCAUAUCUCCUAUACAUCAUGACGAGCCAGGCCAUGAUACAUUGAAUACAAAUGCUAAUACAGAACCAGACAAGAAAAAGAACAAAUAUGGUACCUUUUUCAAGUGGUGA